UCGGUUUCCCACUCUGAUCUGGAAGGAAUGAUGACCGAGGAAGGAUGUGCACCAGCAGCCAGAUUAUUGGGAGCCUCUUGGUGCUCUCCGUGCUGGAGAUAGGGCUGGGGGUGUCCAGCGUGGCCGUGGGGGCGGUCAGCUUCAGCCUGGCCCUCCGACAGCACAAGCCGCAGCUCGGAGACUCGUCCCCGGUAUGGAGCGGGGUGUGUUUUCUUCUGUGUGGCAUAUGUGGGAUACUGUGCGCCAAAAAAAAGUCUGGACUUGUCAUGAUCCUCUUUUCCGCCUGCUGCAUCUGUGGACUCAUCGGGGGCAUCCUGAAUUUUCAGUUCCUUCGGGCAGUGACAAAGAGGACCUCUUCCCUCUAUCCGCUGCACGUCGCCUCCAUGUCUCUGGCGUGCAUUGGGAUCGGGGGCUGCACCCUGUCUUCAUGGCUCACUUGUCGACUGGCCAGCUAUGAGCAGAGGAGGAUGUUCUCCGAGAGGGAGCAUUCGCUGCAUCACUCUCACGAAAUGGCUGAGAAAGAAAUGACAGACAACAUGAGCAAUGGAGGACCCCAUCUGAUAUUUAAUGGAAGAAUAUAAUCAGUGUUUUAAAGAACUGAACAUUUUUUAGGAUUUUCGUGAGGCAAGAAAAUACCAAAGGUCGAGGCGAUGAAACUGAAACUGUUCUUAGAUUCGCUGUUGUCACUCCUGAGCACCCACGAAAAUCAUUCUUGCUCAAUUUUGACUCUCUGAUGUCUUCAGCUUUUUUUUAUUGGGUGAAAAACUUUCCAGAAAGAUUGUAGUACAGAAAUUUCAACACUUUCCAGAUGGUUCUACAAAAGACUUUUCCGGGGGGAAAAAAAAGAAUAGAGAAAAGAGAAAAUUUUCUAUUCUAUACAAAUACUCUUUGACUAGCAUGAGCGUUAGAUCUGUCUUGAUGUAUUCCAUAUAGGUAAUCAGAAAGUGCAAAUAUCAAUAACAAUCACUCAGUGGUGUCUUUGUUUUGAAAGACAAUGGAUUCGAGACCUCAGCA
Molecule: messenger RNA, 1014 nt
Organism: Molossus molossus (Pallas's mastiff bat)
Lineage: Eukaryota; Metazoa; Chordata; Mammalia; Chiroptera; Molossidae
Gene: TMEM196
Product: transmembrane protein 196
Exons: 4
Coding region: 45-581 (178 amino acids)
Source: RefSeq, a predicted model, not a curated record